Euleptes europaea (tarantolino) is the source of this 1176-nucleotide messenger RNA. It is a transcript of the gene CD5, whose product is annotated as CD5 molecule. Lineage: Eukaryota; Metazoa; Chordata; Lepidosauria; Squamata; Sphaerodactylidae. Bases 1 to 1161 code for a protein of 386 amino acids. The transcript has 9 exons. The record is from RefSeq and is a predicted model, not a curated record. Gene Ontology annotation, biological process: T cell costimulation. Gene Ontology annotation, cellular component: plasma membrane.
AUGAGGAAGAACGAGCCGAUGAGAUUCAAGCACCUAGUCUUUAUCCCAUUGAUGUUGGUGGGGAUAUGGGUGAUCAUUUGUGAUGGUGGAGAAAGUAAGAGCCCUGAAGAAUGGGAUGUGAGGCUCACCGGUAACAACUCCAGAUGUUUUGGAUGGCUGGAGAUUUUCCACGAAGACAAAUGGAAGAGAAUUAAUGGCAACAGUUGGAAGCAGCAGAAUGCAGAAGUUGCAUGUAAACAGCUUAAUUGUGGUCCCCUUUGGGGCACCCUGAAUCAGACUUUUGCAGCACUAUCGAAGCAAGACGUUUGCUUGAUAAUAGGCUGCCAGGGAAAUGAAACUGCCCUGAUGGACUGCAAACCAUAUAAAUCUAACUGCACGCAAUAUCUGAACAUAGCCAUACUUUGCCAAGACCCCAUUAAAACCUCCUCUGAAUUACUCCAAACGUCAGCACCGUCGGUCACCUCCUCAAAGAUUCCUGACCCUUCAAGGACCAGACUAGAAGAUGGAACUUCACUGUGCUCUGGGACAGCAGGGCAGCAUUUAGGAGACCACGGGGAAAUGGUCUGCCUCGGCUUACAGAAAUGGUGGACAAAACUGGCCCCCAAGGUUUGUCAGGAAGCAGACUGUGCUGAUGCAAUAGAAAUAAAGGACCAGGGGAAGAUGCAGCAGCCUGAGAAGUGGACAAAGGUGAAGUGUGAAAAAAUGAACCUCAGCUUGGAGUGCCUGAACAGAACCAAGGAAUGCUUGGGUAUAAGCUUAAUGAAAUGCUCAGGCCAAGAUGCUGAAGCUGUGUCUUAUACAGAAACCGUCUUGAAAACCGUCUUAGUCCUUGUCCUCACAGGAGUCUUCCUGGUCAUUUGUGCGCCCUUUAUCUAUAAAAAACUGACAAAGAAAUAUUCCAAGAAGAAGCAGCACCAGUGGAUUGGUCCAAAUGGAGUGAACCAAAAUGUUUCAUUCCAUCGCAACAGCUCUUCAGCCUUCCAGCCACGUUCUGAAAGCCAAGGGAUUAUGGAUGAGGAGAAAGGCUAUAUCCAAGGCCUCAAGAAAAAUUCUUACCUCUCACCCUACCCAGCUCUGGAACGGGCAACCCACAGAUCUUCCAACCCCUUAGACUACUCCUCUGACAGCGACUAUGACUUAUGUUCUGCACGACAACUAUAAAAUCUUCCUGACAGG